GACCAAUUACACAAUUACUAUCAUAUAUUGACAUAAAAUGCGACUCUGGGAACAUCUAAUCAGAUUAAGUGAUCUACGGUGAAGUACUUGCCUGAAAAAGUUUUAAAUCUACGAUUCUAUGGAACACUGACAAAAGAUAUUACAAGUAACAAAAUUGAAAUGGAGAAAGGAUUUGAUGAGGCCAACCUCAAUGCUAGUUAUGCAAUGAGGAACAAUGCUUCUGAUGACAAUUCUACAUCAUUCACAUUUGACCAGCAAUGGAGAUUUACAUUUGGCACCAUCAUCAGUUGGCUGAUAGGAUUCAUAUGUAUAUUUGGAAUAAUUGGCAAUAUUUUAUCUGUGAAAGUUCUUGGUCGACAUAAACAAAUCUCACCAAUGUUUGUGCUGCUAAAGAUGCUGGCGAUAUCAGAUAUGCUGUUUCUAAUGUUUAUGUUCCUACUCCACAUCUUUCCAAUCAUUCUACAUAAGAUUGAUCCGUUCAGUGCGUAUUUCUUUGAGGUGUUCCUUAUAUCUAAGUUCGUGUGGCCAAUGAGCUUAGUGACACAGAUGAGCACCGUGUGGAUAACUGUGGCGAUAUCAAUAGAGAGGUAUAUAACUGUCAAUCAUCCACUACGUCGAUCAGUGAAAAUGGUUACAUCUACCGCAUCUAUCCUUCCAACAACAAUCAGAAUCAAGCGAGCCUCAUUCGCAAUAUUUUUCCUAUCAGCAGUAUAUAACAUUCCACGUUUCUUCGAGUAUAAAGCUGAUCUUAAAGACCUGAGAAAGUCCGAUUUUGGUGACAAUGAAAUAUACAGAUACCUGUAUUGUGCAGCGUCGUACUUUUUGGUAUUAUUUUUUAUUCCUUUAAUACUCAUAAUAUCACUGAACAUACGUGUUGUAUUAGCAUUGAAUGAUGGCCAGAAGAGAUGGGAAAGGAUGAAUUUACGACAAAAGGCAGAUCAUAAACUUACACGAAUUGCUCUAGCUAUUGUUGUGGUUUUCUUCGUAUGUGGAAUGCCAGCACUUGCAGUGAAUAUUUUGGAGGUUCUGAUUGGGCAUUACGAAUAUCACGCUAUACUCACUAGAGUUGCCAAUACUUUGGUUGUGUUCAAUUCAGCUGUGAAUUUUAUGAUAUACUGUCUUCUUGGUAAAAAAUUUAGACGACUUUUAAAAGAUAUGCUGCUACAAUACAAAAACUGCCACAGAAAAAGCAGGAUUAUAUCUCGGGUGAACAGUUAUAACGUGACAAGUAUCAUUCAUUCAUCUUAUGUUUAGUAUAUUUGUGCAAAGUUUCAGCAAAUCAAAAUAUGUGUCAAUUAUUACUAUCUCUGUUGUUUACAUUGCCAGGUAAUUCUAAAAUAUUGAAUCUACUGUAUUUAAUAUGUGGCUUGAAUUACCCCCUUGUAUGAUCUGAUAAGUUUGCUACAAAGACAUUUAAUUAUCAAACCACGAGCAAUUUAAUCGGCAGAAACCACAAAGGAAUUACAAGGCUUCUUUAGUUUCUCUGGUCCAGUGAUUUAAUCAUCUCCACAGUAACAGUCCGACUCGUUGUUCAGAUUUCCAUAUAAGGAAUAUGUCAGUGUCAUUUCUUCUAUACAAGCAUGCCAUCUAUUGAUUAUAAUUAAGUUGACUUCUACAAGUUUGCAGAUAAUAUUGAACUGUUGUACGAGAAAUAUAUGUGGAGACAUCUAUAAAAGCUAUGAUUUAUUGUCAAAGACUGUCAGAGCACACAUCAUAAAUCCUGAUUUUACAUCAAGGAUUUUAAUAUACUCCAAAUCAUACAUAAUGUGUCUCACAC
Molecule: messenger RNA, 1777 nt
Organism: Owenia fusiformis
Lineage: Eukaryota; Metazoa; Annelida; Polychaeta; Sabellida; Oweniidae
Source: the annotation of a GenBank genome assembly